AAUUGUGCAACUUGUUUUCAAACUUGUGUGUCUGUACCAAAACUAACCUUGAAAUUAAUACUCAUCCCUACUGGGUAAUGUUUAUUAAAAUAAUAUAUAUAUACAGUAUAUAUUUAUCCAGUUAGCCACCCUAUGGAAGUCAAAAAUUUUCUUUAAAUUUUGCACACAGCUUGCAUGUUAUGAUAAUACAAAAUUGUAGGCUCCUGUGACAUCUGCUUGCUGAGUUAUUAAUUACUAAAGUUCAAGUACGGAGGCAAUUUUCGACCAAACAUCUUAUGCUUUCAUUGGCAAUAACUUUUUGUUUAAUUAUGAUAUCAAUUGACCAGGAAAUUACAUUGAUAUACAUGAUUUCAAAUAACUGGCUGAGUUCAUAAAUAAUAUAUCCAUUUCAGUUCUUUACUUUAAUUUAUACUUCCUGAAGCGAUUAAGAUGGACGAAGAGAACGAGGUUGUCAACCGCAAUUACAAUAUAGGGAACGGAACAUUUCUCAUUAUAAAGGAAGUUCGAUAUUUGCAGUUUGAUAUAUGGUUUGAUAACAAGAUAUUUGUGUCUCACCCUAAUAACCGAGGGUUAACGAAGAUCUUGCUACCAUACUACCUGAUAUCCCGGCCCACUAACGAUGCUUUAACCUUCAUAAAUAACCGUACUCCCAAAGAAUUUGUGAUAUCGAGUGAAACUUCAGGGAGAAAAACUAUUGGAAGUAUACUUAACUCCAAUCUACAGGAAUUAGCGAACAAUAUUACGGCUAGUUUCUCAACUGGGAUCAUUGACCACAGCACUGUUAUUGAGGUUCAUCAUGCCUGUUACUACAAAGUUGGAGAGCAUUCUGUUUUUCUAUCAGAAAACGGUUGUUAUCUUCUUGAGCCACUGGGAAUAAGAAAAUUGACUAGUGAUGAAGUACAGAAUUUACUGGAGACUAAGGUUUACCUGGUGUUUAAAAAUCCAAAGGUGGCAGAGGGAGUAAAAUAUUGUGAGAGUGCUUCUGAGGCCUUUGAAUGCCUGGAUAAAGUCAUGAAAAUUGGAGUAGACAUUUUCCCUGGUGGAGUUUUUCAGAACUUUUUCUAUUACAUGAUCGACGGUUGUAAUCGGGCUCACCCAGAUGUAAAAGAGUUCUUUACACUAGGCCUGCAGAGUAGACAGACUGGAACUGGUAAAGGUGUCCUGUUAAAACUCAUGAAGAUAUUUAUGACUGAUGAGUACGAAGAUUCUUCUCUUGAUCUAGGAUUUACUCUAUCCAGUUUAAGUUCAGCACUUCAGAAUGAACCUGUUUGUUUUGAUGAGUUGACUGGUAACAGGGAUGUUAUUACGUCUGCAAUAUUGUCGAACUGGACGGGAAAGAUUUGUUUAAGAUCUACCAAGAGUUCUAAUCUUAAAGUCUUCUUUCCGGUUUCCUUCUCUACAAAUAUGGAUCGAGAGGAAGUAAUGAAGAAAUUGAGAACGGACACAUACAUGAUGGACAAGGUGCUAUUCAUGAAUGUUGGGGAAUCUCAGUUAGAAAAUGAACGGAAGAUUGAUGAUCUCAUGUUGGGUAUACGCGAGCUGAGAAAGUGCAAGCCGUAUCUUCUCGGUUAUGCCUUGAAAUCAAGAGAACUAAGUAACUCACUGCAAGACGAGAAGAUUGAAAGCCUCAGAAUAUUGAAGCAAGUUGGACGAAUGAGGUCUUUCUACAAUAUGCUGGAGCAGGACAUGGGGUUUCAGACAAACUGGUGUGCAUCUCCAAGUUACAAUUGUGUACUGGUUCCAGGCCUAAACCUUCCUUAUGAGACGAUGACAGUAGAAGGUAUGGUGAAAGCUUUGGUAGAUCUACCAGAUGAGGAAUUUAUCAAGCUAAGGCCCUAUGUCAAUAAAGGACCAAGGAAGAAUGAGUCAUGUGCUCUAAACUUAAGGUUUGUAGAAGCUGAGGUAAGAAAGUUUGCCCUGUUCAAUACAUACAGAGAACCCUUCAACGCAUUACCCACGUUGCGAACUUCGAAUAUAUCUGCAUAUGCAAGACGUAACAACAAAGUUCUAAGAAUUGAGGAUGAAUACAAGAAAUACUUUAACAAGUUGUACUUAAGGGUCCUAAACACUGCUGGAAAGGUGGAGUUUGGAAGAAAGGAAGGGCAGGUCUGGCAGGAUGGAGAUCCUACAGAGGACGAUAUUACAGAGGACGAAGAUUUUAUUGCUGAAAAUCUAUUCGACGAACCUAGAAUUCACAGUGAUUACACCGAGGAACAUAGAAAUAACGAAGAUGAAAUUGACGAUUCAAGGGAGGACAAAAACACUCAGAAUAUUUCAGUUCUUUCAACUGGCGGAGACGAUCAAACGGAGAACCAAACCACUUCAAAUAAGAUUCCGGUGGAGUUUGGAAGAAAGGAAAGCCAGGUCUGGGAAGAUGGAGAUCCUUCAGAGGACGAUAUUACAGAGGACAAAGAUUUUACUGCUGAAAAUCUAAUUGACGAAGCUUAUAUUGACGAUUCAAGGGAGGACGAAAACACACAGAAGAUUCAAGUUCAGGGAGACGAUCUAAAGAAGAACGAAACCACUUCUCAGAAGAUUCAAGUUCAGGGAGACGAUCUCAAGAAGAACCAAACCACUUCACAGAAGAAUCAAGUUCAGGGAGACGAUCUAGAGAAGAACCAAACCACUGCACAGAAGAAUCAAGUUCAGGGAGACGAUCUAAAGAAGAGCCAAACCACUUCACAGAAUAUUCAAGUUCAUGGAGACAAUCGAAUGAAGAACCAAACCACUUCACAGAAGAUUCAAGUUCAUGGAGACAAUCAAAUGGAGAACCAAACCACUUCACAAAAGAUUCAAGAUCAGGGUGACGAUAGAAUGGAGAACCAAACCACUUCACAGAAGAUUCAAGUUCAGGAAGACAAUCGAAUGAAGAACAAAACCACUUCACAGAAGAUUCAAGUUCAUGGACACGAUCGAAUGAAGAACCAAACCACUUCAAAAAAGAUUCAAGUUCAGAAAGACGAUGGAAUAAAGAACCAAACCACUUCAAAGAAGAUUCAGGUUCAGAAAGACGAUCGAAUGGAGAACCAAACCACUUCAAAAAAGAUUCAAGUUCAGAAAGACGAUCGAAUGGAGAACCAAACCACUUCACAGAAGAUACAAGUUCAGGAAGAUGAUCGAAUGGAGAAUCAUACCACUUCACAGAAAAUUCAAGUUCAGGCAGACGAUCGAAUUGAGAACCAAACCAGUUCACAGAAGAUGCAAGUUGAGGAAGACGAUCUAAAGAAGAACAACCAAACCAGUUCACAGAAAAUUCAAGUUCAGGGAGACAAUCGAAUGAAUAACGAAACUACUUCACAGAAGAUUCAAGUUCAGAAAGACGAUCGAAUGGAGAACCAAACCACUUCACAGAAGAUACAAGUUCAGGAAGACGAUCGAAUGGAGAACCAAACCACUUCACAGAAGAUGCAAGUUCAGGAAGACGAUCGAAUGAAGAACAACCAAACCAAUUCACAGAAAAUUCAAGUUCAGGAAGACAAUCGAAUGAAUAACCAAAGCACUUCACAGAAGAUUCAAGUUCAUGGAGACAAUCAAAUGAAUAACCAAACCACUUCACAGAAGAUUCAAGUUCAUGGAGACAAUCAAAUGGAGAACCAAACCACUUCACAGAAGAUUCAAGUUCAGGGUGACGAUAGAAUGGAGAACCAAACCACUUUACAGAAGAUUCAAGUUCAGGAAGACAAUCGAAUGAAGAACAAAACCACUUCACAGAAGAUUCAAGUUCAUGGAGACGAUCGAAUGAAGAACCAAACCACUGCAGAGAAGAUUUCAGUUCUUUCAACUGGGGGAGACGAUCAAGCGGAGAACCAAACCACUUCAAAUAAGGUUGUGUUGAAGAGAAAUCGUGCGAAAGAUUAUGAUCUAGGGAAAUCAGAUACAUCUCCAGCUUCAGACAAUGAUGACUGUUUCAUUGAGAAGAAGAAGAAAUAUUCUAAGAAAAUUCCUCAGAAUAAACCUAAGGUAAAAAUUUAAAAACUGGAAUCCCUUAACUGAUUUGUCUCAUAUUUGAUUGGGAAGUCUGUAGAACAACGUGAAUGUUUUUA
Molecule: messenger RNA, 4043 nt
Organism: Eurytemora carolleeae
Lineage: Eukaryota; Metazoa; Arthropoda; Copepoda; Calanoida; Temoridae
Exons: 29
Coding region: 430-3972 (1180 amino acids)
Source: RefSeq, a predicted model, not a curated record